CAGAGAAGAAGAGAGGAGGAGAAAAUAUAAAAUGUACUUCACGGCUGUGACCGCCCCUGCCCCUUUUCCCUCUGUAUCUCUCUCCUUCUCUCUCCGUGUCUUUCUCCCUCUUGCGCUGAACUUUUUUCAUUAUUUUUUUAAAUGAUUUUGGGAGAGGGGGGGGAGAGGGCCAUUUGAAACCUGAUUGGGUGCUGGAGCAUCACACACACACAGGAGACUGAGGGCAAGAAACUGAGCGAGAGACAGAGAGAGAAGGGAUCAGCUGUAGCUUCUCCUAGCGGGACAGACAGACAUUUCACUGUAACUGCUCAGCCACACGCCCUCUCCAGUCAGCGCCCUCCCUCGCUAAUAGAAAGACCAGAUCAGGACUCCAACAGAGAAGAGGAGAGACAGACAGACGGGGCCACAGGACAACUAUUUCAUCAUCAUCACUGGUGCUAUUCUCUUUUUUGGAAGUGCUUUUGGAGAAAUCCUCGUGGAAACAUUCUGCCUUGCCUGGCGUCCAUGUUGCAGUGUGGCUGGAGACAAAUGGGAACGUAGGAAAACACCAUCAUCAAAUACUUGUCGUCGUCACUAUUGGACAUCCUGUUUCAAAGUGUUUUAUAAGAACCCUUACCUCUGCUGACACCUGGAGCUGACAGGACAGGACAGUAUGUCUACUGUAAGGAACCCAGUGUCUAUGUGGACCUAUAUCUUGCUUCUAUGGAGCUUCCUGGUUAGUAGGACUUCAUCCUGGCCGGCUUCGGAGCAACAGCUACACCAUCUCAGCUCCCUCCGCUACGGCUCCGGACCCCCAGCCUCUCCGGCCCUCAACCUCACCCUCUCUGAGAGCGCAGAGUCCAAGGUGGAGCGCCUGGGCCAAGCCUUCAAGAAGAAUGUGCGCACGCUCCGGGAGAAGAGCGCACGUCUGGACCUGGUGUUCCUGGUGGACGAGUCUUCCAGCGUGGGGGCCAACAACUUCCUGAGCGAGCUGCGCUUCGUACGGAAGCUCCUCUCGGACUUCCCCGUGGCCCCGGAGGACACGAGGGUCGCCCUGGUUACGUUCUCAUCCAAGACCCACGUGGUGACCCGGGUGGAUCACGUCAAGGCGCCGAAAUCACACCAGCACAAGUGUUCUCUGUUUAACCAGGAGAUCCCUGCUAUCACCUACAGAGGAGGAGGGACCUAUACCAAAGGAGCCUUCCAACGGGCUGCGCAAAUCCUGCGUCACUCGCGGGCCAACGCCACCAAGGUGAUCUUCCUGAUAACGGACGGCUACUCCAACGGGGGCGACCCUCGCCCGGUGGCGGCCGCUCUGAGGGCGCAGGGGGUGGAGAUCUACACCCUGGGGAUCUGGCAGGGGAACAUCAGAGAGUUACAUGACAUGGCCUCACACCCUAAGGACCAGCACUGCUACCUAGUACACAACUUUGCAGAGUUCGAGGCCCUGGCUCGCCGUGCACUGCACGAAGACCUGCCGACAGGAAGCUACAUCCAGGAAGACCUAUCCCGCUGCUCGUCCCUGUGCGAGGCCGGAGCGGACUGCUGUGACAUCAUGGCCAGCUGCAAGUGUGGCACCCACACGGGCCAGUACGACUGCAUCUGUGAGAAGGGCCACUACGGCAAGGGGCUGCAGUACGAAUGCACAGCGUGCCCACCUGGAACCUACAAACCGGAGGGCACUCCAGGAGGCCUGAGUACCUGCCUGCUGUGUCCUGACCAGCACCACACCUCCCAACCCGGCAGCACAGCACCCAGCGACUGUGUCUGCAAGCAGGGUUACAGGUCCCAAGGGAAGACCUGCGAAGUGGUGUACUGCCCAGAGCUGUCUCCUCCAGGGAAUGGUUUCUUCAUCCACAACGUGUGUAAUAACCAGUUCAAUGCGGCCUGCGGGGUGCGAUGCCAGCCUGGCUACGAUCGACAGGGUAGUGGCAUCAGACUUUGCCAGCCAAACGGGACAUGGUCAGGCUCUCCGCCUAGCUGCAGAGUGCGCUCCUGUCCCACCCUCUCCCCGCCCCAGCACGGACACAUGAACUGCAGCAAGGGUGUCGCCUCCUACAGGGCAGCGUGUGAGGUGCGCUGUGCCAAGGGCUACAAGCUGGAGGGAGACGCCAGGCUCAGUUGUCAGGCCGACUCGCAGUGGAGCGGGAUCCAACCACGGUGUGUGGAGGUGCGUUGUCCCCCCAUGGUGACUUUGAGGAACGUCCUGCUGUCGCCCCCUGCCUGUGGACAGAGGAAAGUGAAGCCUGGCACCUUGUGCCGCCUUGCCUGUCGCCACGGUUACCGUCUCCAGGGAGACCUGGAGGCACGCUGUCUCUCCUCCGGGGACUGGAGCGCUAACAUCCAUCAAGCCACCUGCACAGACUCAGAGCCCCCUUGGGUCCAGUGCCCCAGAGACGUGGUGGCAGAGACGGACGAGAGGCGUGGCACUGCCAACAUCAGCUGGAACGUGCCCGCUGCUACUGACAACUCUGGGCAGGAGGUCCUGGUCCAGGUGAAACCUGUGUACACCCCUCCCCAGCUGUUCCCUAUAGGAGAGGAGAGGAUCACCUAUGCAGCUACAGACCGUGCCGGGAACCAGGCUAACUGUACCUUCACUGUCACUGUCAUUGAUACGGAGCCCCCUGUGAUUGACAGGUGCAGGUCGCCACCCACUUUCCAGGCCACAGACAUGCAGACGGCCGUCGUUUGGGAGGUGCCGCAGUUUUCCGACAACUCAGGUGGGCGUCUGAGUGUGUCCACCACCCACACACCCGGCUCUCUCUUCUCUGUGGGAGAGACGGUGGUGAGCUACACAGCUGCCGACCAGGCAGGCAACAAUCGCACCUGUGACCUCACCAUCACUGUACAAGGGUCUACUUGUGAGCAACCAUUUGCGCCAGUGAACGGGGGGUUCGCCUGUUCUGAUGAAGAGGACGGGGUCAACUGUACUCUGUACUGUAACGCUGGAUACAGCUUCACACGGCAGACUGUCCACAGCUACUUCUGUGCCAACAACGGAGUGUGGGAGCCGCCACACUCGCCCGAUAGACCCGACUGCUCCUUGAACCGUAUUGCCAACCACGGCUUCAAGCCCUUUGAGAUGCUGUUCGAAGCCUCUCGCUGUGAUGACCUGGAUCUGGUCAAGUUCUUCACUGGGGAGUUCAACACUAAACUAGGAGACAUGCUCCCGACCAUCUGCAGUCGCGAUGAUGUUGCCUGCAAGUUAGAGGUGAUAUCCCAAGGCCACUGUCUGGAGUACAACUACGACUAUGAGAAUGGAUUCGCCAUCGGCCCAGGAGGAUGGAGCAGUAACUUGGGACCCCAGAGCGGUCAGGACUAUGCCUACUUCGACUCGGGCUUCGCUACGGACAGCCCACGAACCCCCAAGCAGCAGGGUGGUAGUGCCAGGAUGGGAGCCUCCCACUACCGCAGCAAAAGGCACCGUAAGAUCACCACCAGAGACCACAAGAUACAGAUAUUCUUCAACAUCACAGCAAGCAUCCCGCAGCCCUCGUCCCGGAACGACUCAGUGGAGGUAGCCAAUCAGAAGCGCCUGCUGCGGAUCCUGGAGCAGCUGACCAAUCGCUUGAAGCGGACGCUGGCCAAGCAGCCGCUGUCAUCCUAUCACGUGUCGUCUGAGAUGAUCGUGGUGGCUGACCCCAAGUCUCUGGAGAGCAAGAGGGCCUCUCUGUUCUGUCGACCUGGGUCUGUACUGAAGGGGAGGAUGUGUGUCCAGUGUCCAGUGGGGACCUACUACUCCCUGGAGUAUGCAGAGUGUGAGAGUUGCUGGCUGGGUUCCUACCAGGAUCAGGAGGGUCAGAUGGAGUGUAAGACCUGUCCCGAUGGAUCCUCCACAGCCUACCUCCACGCACGCAACCAGGACGAGUGUAAAGAGCAGUGCAAGCCUGGAGGUUACUCUGUGAACGGGCUGGAGACGUGCGAGUCGUGCCCGCUGGGGUACUACCAGCCUGGUUUGGGAUCCAGGGAGUGUCUGGUCUGUCCGGAUGAGACCUCCACCGUCACCAGCGGGGCAAGGGAGAUGGCUGAGUGUGGAGUUCCAUGUUUGGCAGGUCAUUUCUCUCGCACAGGGCUGGUCCCCUGCUACCCCUGUCCCAGAGACUACUACCAGCCAGACCACGGCCGCUCCUAUUGCCUCUCCUGCCCAUUCUACGGCACCACAACAGUUACCGGGGCCACCGCCAUACAGCACUGCUCCAGUUUUGGCUCUAGUUUCCUGCCUAAGGAGGAGAGUGUGACAUCAGCCCCAGAGGUGGUGGUUUCACAGGGCUAUCAGGCUAGUAGCCAGGUCUUCCAUGAGUGUUUCUUGAACCCCUGUCAGAAGGGGACGUGUGAGGAGGUGGGGGCGGGUUACAUCUGCACCUGUCUACCUGGUUUCACAGGGGCGAAGUGUGAGAGUGACAUAGACGAGUGUGACUCGGCACCGUGUCAGAAUGGGGGUCUGUGUAAGGACGGCAUGGGAGACUUCCUCUGCCAGUGCAGACCGGGCUUUGUAGGUUCUCUGUGUGAGGCGGAGGUGAACGAGUGUAGCUCCUCCCCCUGUUUGAAUGAAGGAGUGUGUGUGGACGAGGUCAACCAGUACACCUGCAGCUGUGCUGAUGGCUUCACAGGUUCUCAUUGUGAGCUGGAGAUAGACGAGUGUCAGUCCAGCCCGUGUCUGAACGGGGGGGUGUGUGACGACCUGGAGGGGGGUUACUCCUGCACCUGCCUCCCAGGCUACUCUGGGGACCGCUGUGAGGUCAACGUGGACGAGUGUAACAGCGCCCCCUGUCAGAACGGAGGGACAUGUCGGGAUGCCGUCAACAACUUCAGGUGCCAGUGUGUGGAGGGCUACCGGGGCAGGCUCUGUCAGGUAGAUGUGGAUGAGUGUCAAGCUAACCCCUGUAUCAACGGGGCCACAUGUGUGGACGGACUGGGCUUCUACACCUGCCGCUGCCCUCCUGGGUUCAACGGAACCAGGUGUGAGACAGAGAUGUCAACAUCCUUCAACCUGGACUUCGAGGUGUCAGGUAUCCAUGGUUACGUGAUGAUGGACGGCAUGAUGCCGGCACUGACGGAGAUCACGUGUACUUUCUGGAUGAGGUCUUCGGACACCACCAACUACGGCACGCCCAUAUCCUACGCCGUGGAGGGAAGUGACAACGCCUUCCUGCUCAUAGACUACAAUGGGUGGGUCCUGUACGUCAACGGUAAGGAGCGUAUCACAGACUGCCCGGCGGUCAACACGGGUCAGUGGCACCACAUCGGCGUGUCAUGGCGUAGCUGGGACGGGGACUGGAGGGUCUAUAUCAAUGGCAACCCCUCGGACGGAGGGAAAGGCCUGUCAGUGGGCACCACCAUCCCAGGUGGAGGGGCGUUGGUUCUGGGCCAGGACCAGGACCAGAGGGGCGAGGGCUUCAACCCCGUAGAGUCCUUCGUCGGGUCCCUCAGCCAGCUCCACAUCUGGGACCGGGUUCUCGACCCACAGCAAAUCAAAAUACUAGCCAACACCUGCCCGGGGAACAACAUCAGAGGCAACGUCCUGGCGUGGCCGGACUUCCUCAAUGGAUUGGUGGGGAGAGUCAAGACCAACCCCGACUGCAUAUUCUGUGCUGACUGCCCCCUACUAGAGAAUGCUGUGCCUCACCUGCGUGCGUCCAGUCCAGCUGUCAGCCCCGGCUCUCAGACGCAGCUGUUCUGUGAUCCCGGCUUCUACCUGGUGGGGGAGCCGCUGCUUCAGUGUCAGAACAAGGGAGAGUGGAGUCACGCCCUGCCCCGCUGUGAACGAGUGACGUGUGGUCCCCCUCGGCCCCUGGAGCAUGGUCUAUUCCAGGGUUCCGACUACCACGCAGGCAGCACUGUGGUGUACCAGUGUAACCCUGGCUUCUACCUGCUGGGGGAUGCCAAGGUUCUCUGUACCAACAGUGGGAAGUGGGGAGGAAACCCACCAGCCUGCCUGGAUGUGGAUGAGUGUGCUUUGGGCUCAGACUGCGAUGAACACGCCAGCUGUCAGAACACAGACGGCUCUUAUACCUGCACCUGUAUCCACCCCUACACCGGAGAUGGGAAGAACUGCACAGAGCCAGUAAAGUGUGAGAACCCGGGGGCACCAGAGUUCGGUUACCGGGACGGCAGUAACUUCUUGAUGGGAAGUGAGGUUGUGUUCAGCUGCAAGGAGGGUUACGAACUGAUUGGCUCAUCGCAUGUCCAAUGCCUGGAGACAGGAAGCUGGAAUGGUGUUUUCCCAUAUUGUAGAGCCCUCUCCUGUGGACGGCCCUCUGUCCCAGAGAAUGCUGUGAUGAUGGGGACCAACUUCACGUUUGGAAGCAAGGUGACUUUCAGCUGUGUUACGGGGUUCGUCCCAGGUGACCCCUAUGAUAUGCGGUGUCAGGGCAGUCUGAAGUGGAGCAGAGCGCCCCCUGCCUGUCAACGAGUCACCUGUGGGGACCCUCCACGCGUAGACAAUUCAGAUGUCACCCUCAAAGGGACAACUUACCUGUCCACAGUGCUCUACACCUGUGCAGAGGGAUACAGACUGCAGGGCUCUGAGGAGGUGGUGUGUGAGGCGUCAGGAGAGUGGAGCAGCCCUGCUCCUUUGUGUGCCAGCAUCCACUGUGGAGACCCUCCUGCCCUCCGAGACGCCGCAACCAUCGGGGACGACCACGCCCUGGGCAACAAGGUGCACUACGUCUGCAAAGAAGGAUACACUCUGAUUGGACCAGAGACCAGAGAGUGCCUGUCAACUGGCCAAUGGAGUCCUACCUUCGCUCAGUGUGUCCCCCGAUCCUGUGGCCCUCCCCCUUCCAUAGACCACGCCAUUGCCCAUGCCGGCCACCAGCUCUUUGGCGACACGGCCAACUACUUCUGCACAGACGGCUACACCGCUGGCAACAAUUCUAAGGUGGUCUGCAACGCCCAGGGAGUGUGGGCACCCCCCGAAGGCCAGGAGGACCCUCACUGCAUUGCCAAUUUCUGCCAGCGCCCGACUGACCUGCCCCACGCCAUCUUGGACUCCGCCAAUAAGCCCAAGUAUGCCAGCAACACAGAGGUCAGCUACAAAUGUGAAGAGGGUUUCGUCCUCAACACAACCGCCACACUGAAAUGCAUGAUUGGAGGGAAAUGGAUGCCCUCGCCGUACGAUGUGGGUUGCGUGCCGGUGCGGUGCUCCAAACCAUCUGGCAUCGAGAGGGGGUAUGUGAGUGGAACCAACUAUAGUUUUGGAGCAAUGGUGGCGUACAGUUGUGAUAAGGGUUUCCUGAUCCGAGGGGAGAAGAGGAGGACAUGUAAGGCCAAUGGAGAGUGGGGAGGGGUCCUACCUGUCUGUCAGCCUGUCUCUUGCCCCUUCCCCCCGCCCCUCAAAAAUGGAUUCAUCCAGAACAAAGGCCGUUUCUUCUUCAACAGCAAGGUGACAUACGCAUGCAACGCCGGCUACCGGCUGACGGGCCGUCCGGUGCGACUAUGCCAGGCCAACCGCCAGUGGUCUAACGGCGACUCACCCGUCUGCCACCUCCUGACCUGCGACCCCCCGCCCAGCAUCCUGCAUGGCCAAUACCGAGGCUCUGUCUUUGAGGUGGGCCGCAAGGUCGAAUACGUCUGCGACGAGGGCUACGAGAUCGCUGGCGACGCCGUGUGGACGUGUCUGAAGUACGGCAAGUGGGACAAAUCGAGGCGUCCUCACUGCUCCCCAGUCCAGUGUCCAGAGCCGCCCCUAGAGGAGAACCACCUGGUUCUACGUAGUCUAGACUCUGACUCCGGAACUGUGGAACUGUCCUGCGAGGACGGGUAUGUUCUUCACGGUGCCCGGACCCUCCACUGCACCCCCGCCCAGGAGUGGAAUGACACCUUCCCCGUCUGCAAGCAGGUGUUCUGCGGCCCGCCGCCCGAGGUGGCCUUUGGCGACCAAUCGUCAGCACCGCUAUCGGCCCCGUCCUAUUUCAGCUCGGUGGUGAGAUACUCCUGCAUGGACGGGUUUACUCUGAGGAAGGAGGGGUCUGUGACCUGCCAGGCGGAUGGACACUGGAGCAGCCCUGUCCCAGAGUGUAUACCAGUAGAGUGUCCCCAACCUGUAGAGAUAGCUAACGGUAUAGUGGACGUUCAGGGACUGAUGUAUCUCAGCACUGCCCUCUACAGCUGUAAACCUGGUUAUACUUUAGUAGGCAACGCUACAGUACUCUGUGGUGAAAGUGGGUUAUGGAUUGGAGGCGUGCCUUCUUGUCGACCAAUCGAGUGCUCCGUCCCCAAAGAGAUACCCAGCGGGAAGGUGGCGUAUACCAAACUGCAGUUCAGCCACGCUGUCACCUACUCCUGUCGCCGUGGUUACCGUCUCCAAGGCCCCAAGACAUUGAAGUGUCUGGCAAACGGGCAGUGGGAUCAAGAAACACCUGUGUGUGUCCAGAUCUACUGCGCCCCGCCCAACCCCAUAGACAACGGCUUUGUGGAGGGACUCGACCACAAAUUCGGCGUCACCAUCUUCUACAGUUGUUUCCCCGGCUUCCAAUUGUUUGGCCAGAACCACCUCACCUGCGAGGAGUUCGGUUGGUCUAGUUCUGUCCCAGUCUGUGUUCCCUCUGACUGCGGCCUGCCUCCUCAUAUAGACUUCGGCGACUAUUUGAGACUCUUGGAUCCGAACGCAGAGCUAGCCGGCAGGGACGCAGCUAUAACCUCCAAGCCUAUAGGUGGUGCUACAGUGGCAUUUUCACUCAUGGAUAUGCGCUUCCUACAUGGGACUGUGAUAGUGUACCGCUGCCACAAGGGCUACGAACUUACAGCCCCUACGGCCUUGGUGUGCCUGGAGGAUGGUGGAUGGAAUGGGACGGCUCCGAUGUGUGUCCCUGCAGAGUGUGAGGAGCCGUCAAGCCCGGACCACGGUUCUGUGAACAUCACAGACACAACCCUGGGCAGCCUGGUGAAGUACAGCUGUGAGCAGGGAUACGAGUUAGAGGGAGAGUCAGUCAGACAGUGUGUGGCGGGCCGACAGUGGAGCGAUGUACCGCCUGUCUGCCGACCUAUAAGCUGCGAUGACCCGGGCAGCAUUGAUAACGGCUCGAACCACGUGGAUUCCUUCCUGUAUCUGGGGGUGUUGCACUACGAGUGUAAUUCCGGGUUCAACCUGAAGGGCGGCGACACCAGGACCUGUCAGGCAGACGCUAGGUGGGAUGGUGAGAAGCCGUGGUGUGAGCCUAUCUUAUGUGGCUCUCCAGUCGUCCCUAGUGAUGUCACUGUGAAGGGGAAGGAAUAUACCUUUAGCAAACAGGUUGAGCUGAGCUGUAGGGCUGGAUUGCUCCUACAAGGCCCCUCUGUUAGUGUGUGUCAGGCCGAUGGUACAUGGAGUCAAGGGUCACCUGAAUGCCGCCCAGCAAACUGUGGCAGACCAACAUCCAUCCAAAAUGGUCAAGUAUUGGGCUUGGACUUUGGCUACGGUCAUGAGGUGUGGUACAAGUGCGAGGAGGGGUACAGCCUCAGCGGCGGCAACCCCACACGGCUGUGUCGCGGGGAUGGACUCUGGGGGGAAGGCCCUGCCCCUCGCUGUGACAUCAUUGCCUGUGACCCCCCGCAGGACAUCAGUCACGGGUUCCUCAACGGCUCCAGCUUCAACUACGAUGAUGUCGUAGAGUACGUGUGUUUCGACGGGUACGAGGUUGUCGGAGACCCCGUCCUCCGCUGUUCUGCCCAGGGCCACUGGGUUGGGACGGUACCAGAGUGCCUCCCCUGCCUCUGCACCCCUCCAAUGUUAAAAUACGGGGUGGUGCUGGGGCGCGACCACGCCUGCGGUGACCGGAUCUCCUUCCACUGUGAUGAGGGCUACAAGAUCCUGGGGCCAUCAACGGCAACGUGUGAGAAGGGCGGGUUGUGGAGCCCAGGUGUUCCUGUGUGUGGCCGGGGGAGGUGCGUGGCCGCUCCACCUAUAAUACCGCACGCUGUCCAGCAGGGCGGCGGCGCCACUGCAGCUGACACUGUCACCUACAGGUGCAGACCAGGUUACCAGAUGAAGGGGUCCUAUCCCCAUGUUACCUGUGGUAGGGAAGGCAGGUGGGGGGAGGUGAGGAUCAGCUGUGAGCCCGUCUCUUGUGGAGCUCCAACUCCUGUGCCCCAUGCUCAGGUGGUGGGAGAGACAUUCACUUUUGGGAGCCAGAUACAAUACAGGUGUGAUGAGGGGUAUGAGCUGUCCAGCCAGUCUGACUCUCUGAGCUGUCAGUCUGAGGGCACCUGGUCUAAACAAAGCAUCAGGUGCCGCCCCGCUCCGUGCCCGCUCCCUGCCAACCUCCCCACCCACGUCAUGGUCACGGGGGAGGACCUCACCCCGGUUGGGGGGGUAGUCACCCUCUCCUGCCCAACGGGGUUCAUCCUGCAGGGACCAGACCUGGCAGAGUGCCAACUAGGUGGUAGCUGGUCUCCAGGCCUGUCCUCUGUCUCCUGUGGUCUGGUAGUUUGUGAGAAACCUCCACUUCUUCCACAUGGCAUCACUGAGGGGGACAGUUACAGCUACGGAGACAUUGUCUUGUACACCUGCCUGCCUGGGUUUGAGAUGAAGGGAGACUCUGUACAGACCUGUCAAGGAGACAGAACAUGGAGUGGGGCUCAGCCUACGUGCGUCACUGUAUCAUGUGGCCCACCUCCCUCUGUGGAGAAUGCAGAGGUACAGACAUCGGACGAAGCGUACCAGGGCAACGUCAGCUACGUGUGCAAUCCUGGCUUACAUCUGGUUGGCCCACAGAACCUCACCUGUCUGGCCAAUGGAACAUGGAGCCUGCCUGCACCAACAUGUAAAGUUGGCCAGGGUUGUGACAUCCCCAAGGAGCUGUUGAAUGGCAGGGUGCAGGAAGAGAACCUGACCACCGGGCGUGCUGUUGCGUUUCAGUGUGAUAAAGGCUACGCCCUAAAGGGGGAUACUCUGGUGGUGUGUAUGGGAGACGGGACAUGGAGCUCCACCUUCCCCUUCUGUCAACCCAAGCCGUGUCCCCCUCCCCCGGGAUGGAAGGUGAGCGGUGGGGGUGUGAACACCUCUAAACAGCUGUUCUACGUGGGCCAGUCGUUACCGCCCACCUGUCCCAUGGGUCACCAGGCCAAGGGCACCGCCACCAUCACCUGUAGGACAGACCAGACAUGGACCCCAGUCAGCACUGUCUGUGAGAGGGUCUCCUGCGGCCCCCCUCGCCACGUGGCCCACGGGGUGGUGCGGGGGGCGGUGUUCCAGUUCGGGGAUGUGGCGAUGUACUCGUGUUUCGGAGGGUACGCCAUGGAGGGCCACAGCAGAAGUGUGUGUCUGGAGAACGGGACCUGGACCCCCCCUCCCGCCUGCAGAGCGGUGUGUUGGCUACAGUGCCUGAACGGAGGGGUGUGUCAGAGACCCAACACCUGUUCCUGUCCUGAGGGGUGGAUGGGCAGACUGUGUGAGGAACCGAUCUGCAUCCUGCCGUGUCUGAACGGUGGGAGGUGUGUGGCGCCCUAUCAGUGCGAGUGUCCCACGGGCUGGAUGGGGACGCGCUGCCACAGCGCGGUGUGCUUGUCGCCCUGUCUGAAUGGUGGAAGGUGUAUCAGGCCUAACCGGUGUCAAUGUAGUCCAGGAUGGAACGGGCACGACUGCUCGAGGAAAAGAAAAUCAGGAUAUUUUCAUUUUUAAGAAGUCCAGCGUGAAAGAUCUUGCUCUCAAAUGGGAGUUUUGUAUAAUUAUUUCAUAAUUGUAAACCAUGCAUUCUCUCAAAAAACAAACCUGAUACAUUGUAAAAUAAAGCUGUAUUUUUUCAUAUAGAAAAUCAACAGUAUUAACUAUAUGCUGCUAUAUACUUGUAUGAUGUGUAAAAACUGUGAUUGUCCAAUGUAAACUAUUCUCACAUUUUUAUUAAAGCAGAAAAUACAGUACAA
Molecule: messenger RNA, 11820 nt
Organism: Oncorhynchus kisutch (coho salmon)
Lineage: Eukaryota; Metazoa; Chordata; Actinopteri; Salmoniformes; Salmonidae
Product: sushi, von Willebrand factor type A, EGF and pentraxin domain-containing protein 1-like
Molecular function (GO): calcium ion binding
Source: RefSeq, a predicted model, not a curated record